Molecule: messenger RNA, 5388 nt
Organism: Centruroides sculpturatus (bark scorpion)
Lineage: Eukaryota; Metazoa; Arthropoda; Arachnida; Scorpiones; Buthidae
Gene: rempA
Product: intraflagellar transport protein 140 homolog
Exons: 1
Coding region: 153-4580 (1475 amino acids)
Biological process (GO): intraciliary retrograde transport
Cellular component (GO): ciliary basal body; axoneme; intraciliary transport particle A
Molecular function (GO): protein binding
Source: RefSeq, a predicted model, not a curated record
GGAAUCGAUCGCAAUCGAUCGUCUGUGCAAUGGAUAUGCCGAAGUGCACGGAAACGUCAGUUUGUGCCUUUGGCGUGAGGAAAUUCGUUCAUUAAAAGAGUGAAAACUUGGAAGGAUUCUCGUGGCGUCACGUUUUCACAUUUGUGAUCUCGAUGGAAAUUUUCUUGGAUUAUAAAAUCGAAAAUGCCUCUUCGAACGCGGCUCUUAACACCUAUCUGUCUUGGCACCGGACGCAUCCUUUGCUGUGUGUUUCGUCGUUCGACCAAGAAAAAGGAGGAAUCCUUUCCGUCUACGGAGAAGACGGAACUGCGGUCGAUGCCGGAAUUUCCUUUAAAGUCGGUUUGCAGAUUACUUCUGUGGCUUGGCAUCCCGUUCGCAAAAUAAUAGCUUACGGAUGGGAAAAUGGUGAAAUCGUCCUUUGGAACGGAAAGACCGAAAUUUUGCAGAACGAAACCUCGAAGCACAAGACUCCCGUUUUGUAUUUGCAGUGGAGCGACGGGGGAGGCAGGUUGGUCAGCGUGGAUUCCGACGGCACCUGCGUGGGGUGGAGGCUGGUGGACGGGGAUCGGCUCGGCCUCGUCUUCUGUCACGAGCUGAAGGACGGCGUGACCGACGUCCUGUUUCGGGGAGGCGGAUCCGGGGACGGAGACGGGGAGAUCUCCCGUCUGUUGAGGGCCGCCGUGGACGGAGACGAGGACGCCCUGAACGUUUUCUGCGACUGGCGGCGUCCCGCGGAGGGUCGGACCUCGGCCCGCGGGGACUCCGGAGAACUCUUUCUCGGCUGCUCGUCCGGCGCGGUCUUUUACGUCGACGGAAACGGCAACUGUGCCGACGUCCUCGCGGCCGAGAGCGGAAUUCGGAAGUUACUUCAUUAUUCGGAACGGAACAGACUGAUCGUCGUGACCGAAUCCUUAAAUCUUGUACAGUAUCAGAUCGGAGAGGAGGGAAAUCUGACGGAGCUGACUAGGGUCAAACUGAGCGGAAAGAGUGCCGACGUCGGCGUGAUAUGGACCUGUCCUUCCAUUCUGGCCGUCAAUUCCGGAGAGAGAGUGAUGAGACUGUGGAAUUUGGAAAACGGAAGUAAUUUUGUGCUUUCUCUUGACGAUUCAAAUUUAGGCGAAUCGUCCGAAGCGUUGACGUGCAUGGCGUACGACGACGUGCGGUCCGUUCUCUCUGCGGGGACGAGUCACGGGCACGUUUUAAUUUGGAAGUAUAAACCGGAUAAUACGACGAACGGUUUCGAAAGACAGGAAGAAAACUGGAAAUUACAACCGUUUAUUUCCGUUCAAGGAGCCGUCAGAAUGCUCAAUUGGGGAACUAGUAAAAGAAUAUUGGGUGUUUUGACAGCCACGGACGUAUACGUACUGGUCGAGGAAAAAAUGUCGUAUAGCUUUCGAGAUAAUGUUGUGGCGGUUCAGACCUCUGCUAGGCGGUUGAGCCUGACUCUGUUAUCCACGGAUAAAAAUAUAGAACUACAAACGGACGUUCACGUUAAGGCGGUAUUUGUAAAUUCUAAUUUUGUUUCGAUAUCUUCUGGUAAUCAGCUUUAUUUUUACGAAAUAUCAAAAGAAAAUAUUGCAAAAUUUGUAGGUUCUUUCAAUUCAAAAUCUCAAAUGGUAGCAUUACAUGAACAUAGUGCUUUUGUUAUGGAAAAUGGAAAAAUAGAAGUUUAUACUUUUCAAGGCACAUCCAAACAAAGCCUUGUCUUUACUGAAGAAGAAGGUCCCCCUGUUUGUAUAGAUAUAUCCAAUAAUUUUCUUGUUUCUGGUACAACAAAUGGAUUUUUAAAGUUAUGGGAUAUAAGUAGGAGAGAAGCAAAACCACACGCCGGUCCUAAAUCUCUUGCAUCAAUUCUUAAAGAUGAUGGGGAUAUAUCAUUAGUAAAAUGUAAUGGUAAAGGGAAUAAAGUUAGCAUUUCAAUUGUUAGAUUAUAUCGAGGUGAGAUGAUACCGGAUCCUGUUAUUCAUGUAUGGGAUGUAGAUAGUGAUUAUUUAUUUCAUUUUGAUUUUUCAAAUGGUAGAAGAGACGAUAGUGAUUCUUCGGAAUCUGCUAGCUAUCAAAGUUCUACCUGGAAGUUGCACUUUGAGACUGCACAAAUUAUCAAUGGAAGAUUUCCAUUUUUUCAUUGUUGGGACCCAGAUGACUCUCAGCUUUUAAUUUGUGAAGCUAGACUACAGCAUGUUAAACAUACCACUAGAGGUAAGAUAAUAGAAAAAAACGUACAAGAAAAUAUAUCUAUAGAUUGGAACACUAAUUCAAAAACUAUGGUUGUGUCAUUUUUCACAACGUCAGAACAAGGUUUACUUAUACAAGAUCAUUUUGCAUUGAAUGAGUCGACUUAUAUCCUUUUGGGUGUUCAAGUUCCAUAUUAUAUAUUACUACAGAAGUCGCACGAUUCUCGUACGGAUUCCUCAGAUUUCAAAAUUGCGGGUGAAUCUACAGAGAAGAUGCCUGUUGUAGUUAAACAGACAAUGAAAGAUUUUAUAGGUUUAGAAGACUGUGAUAAAGUUACAAGAAAUGCCAUAAUGUCAUUUAGUUAUUUUUUAACUGUUGGAAAUAUGGAUGAAGCAUUUAAAGCUAUAAAAGUUAUAAAAAAUGAAUCAGUAUGGGAAAACAUGGCAAGAAUGUGUGUUAAAACCAAAAGAUUAGAUGUUGCUAGUGUCUGUCUCGGAAAAAUGGGUCAUGCUCGAGGAGCUAAAGCAAUUAGAGAAACUGCAGACGAACCAGAAUUGGAUGCUAGAGUUGCAAUUCUUGCAACACAGUUAGGUAUGUUAAAAGAAGCAGAACAUUUAUUACAGAGUAGUAAUCGUUUUGACCUUUUAAAUAAAUUAUACCAGGAUAGUGGUCAGUGGACAAAAGCAAUCGAAAUGGCGGAACACAGAGAUCGCGUUCAUCUACGAAGUACUUAUUACAAUUAUGCCCGUCAUCUGGAAGCCAAAGGAGAUAUUGCCUCUGCCAUUCCGAUGUACGAAAAAUCCGAAACCCAUUAUUUUGAAAUUCCUAGAAUGCUUUUUGAAGAACCUCAUGUCUUGGAAGGAUAUAUUUUGAAAAGUAAAGAUAAAGAAUUACAUAAAUGGUGGGCACAAUAUUUAGAAAGUAUUGGAGAGAUGGAAACAGCUUUACAAUUUUAUGAAGCUGCUCAAGAUUAUCUGUCUUUAGUUCGGUUAUAUUGUUACUGUAAUAACUUAGAAAAAGCAUCAGAAAUUGCUAAUGAAACAGGACAUAGAGCAGCAUGUUUUCAUUUGGGAAGACAAUUUGAGAAUCAAGAUAACAUAAAAGAAGCAGUGCAUUUUUUUUCUCGUGCUCGUGCUUACAACAAUGCCGUCCGUAUCUGUAAAGAACACGGUUUAGAAGACCAAUUACUUAACUUGGCACUGAUGAGUGGUCCACAAGUAAUGAACGAAGUGGCACAUUAUUACGAAGAACAUUCUGAACAUCGUGAAAAAGCAAUUAUGCUCUAUCACAAAGCGGGCUAUUUAAACAAAGCCAUCGAAUUAGCUUUCAGAACUCAGGAAUUCGAUGCAUUACAAUCCAUUGCCUCUAAUCUCAGUGAGAAUACCGAUCCUCAACUUUUACACAAAUGUGCACAAUUUUUUAUGGAAAAUAAGCAGUAUGAUAAAGCAGUUGAUUUAUUAGCAGAUGCUAAAAAAUAUAUAGAAGCAUUGGAAUUGUGUGUUGAACACAAUGUUUUUAUAACAGAAGAACUUGCAGAAAAAUUAACUUUAGAUAAAGAUUCCAAUUCUGAAUUAAGAACACAAAUUUUAGAAAAAAUUGGAGAAUGCUGCAUGUUACAAAAUAAUUAUCAUCUAGCAGCUAAAAAAUUCACUCAGGCCGGUAAGAAGAUUCAAGCUAUGAAAUCAUUAUUGAAGUCUGGCGACACAGAAAAAAUUAUAUUUUUUACUGGCGUUUCGAGGCAGAAAGAAAUUUAUGUCAUGGCCGCUAAUUAUUUGCAGUCGUUAGAUUGGAGACAAGAUCCAGAGAUAAUGAAAAACAUCAUUAAUUUUUAUACAAAGGGCAAAGCACCGGAUUUAUUAGCAGGAUUUUACGAAGCGUGCGCCCAGGUGGAAAUGGACGAAUACCAAAAUUACGAGAAAGCUCUUGGAGCCUUACACGAAGCAUUUAAAUGUCUGUCUAAGGCACAGAAUAAUUUACAAAUAACUGACAAAAUAGAAAAUUUGAAAAUAAAAAUGGAACUGUUGAAAAGAUUUGUUCAAGCUAGGCAGUUGUACAAAGCAAAUCAUAUAGAAUCCGUCCAGCAGUGUCAGAAUUUGUUAACAGAAGAAAACGUAGAUAUGGCCAUACACAAAGGCGACAUAUACGGAUUCUUAGUAGAACAUUAUGUUCGCGAACAGAAUUACAAAACCGCACACACACUCAUUGAAGAAAUGCAAGCAAAGUUACCGGGCAUCAAUUUACCUUAUUACAUAAAUGCGGACGUUCUGAAAGCCAUAUACAAGGCUCUGAAUAUUCAACCUGCAAGUCACAUCAGUUUCCUGGAAGAAAGCAAAACUUCAAACGAAACUGCAGAAGCGUCCGAAAAUGAAAUAGAAGAGGAAUACGGAGAGGAAAGUGGAUAUUAAGUUAGUAAAUUAUCUUAAAUUAUCAUUAGUGCUAAUUCACUAAAUAUUUUAUCACAAAGUGCCAUUUAUUGCAAAGCAUUGUUUCUAUAAUUUUAACUUUUUAACUUAAAUAUAUUACAAAUGUUAUAAUAAAAUUAUUACUUGUUGCAUUAAUUAUCAGAAAAACUUGACUAUUUUUUUAUAAACUAAAUAAUUUUGUUUUAUUACCCAAAUUAUUAUAUAAACAUUUGUUGGUAAAAAGUGAUAGUAACUGAAUAUAGACACACCAGAGUCCAUUAGGAACAAGAUGUGCAAGUCUAGAAAAGGAUCAUUUUAUAACAAGAACAGUUUACAAUUAUUAAUUAUUUACUCCAAAUGAAGUUCAAAAAAUUUUUUAUUAAAAUUGAAGUUUUUCUUUAUCUCAAACAUUCAUUUAGUCAUUUAUUCAAAAUUUAAUUAAAUUUUCCAAAAUAAAAAGAUGCAAAAGGUCAUUUUGUAUUAUUAAUCUGUUAGUUAACUGUAUGGAAGAGUUAAAUAUUGAUGUAUUUUUCUUAAAUGCUAUUAUUUUUUAAAAUACAGCAAACCUCACUUAUGUGGCCAUCUUUGGGUUUAACAGUUUCUGGCCACAUAAGUGAUGUGAAGUUACAAAAAAAAUUGAUAUACAGAACUGUGGUGUACCAUAUUGUAUUGCCUAUAUACAGUAACACAGAUUAUAAAAGUAAACAAAAAGUAAAUUUAAAAAAAUGCAUGUAAUACUAUACAGGCAUACCUCGACUUACGUCGUUUCGAGUUACGUCGUUCCCGAUUAUACGUCGCUUGUUAAAAAAGU